Messenger RNA from Botrytis porri, 1791 nucleotides. RefSeq lists its product as uncharacterized. The transcript is spliced from 2 exons. The record is from RefSeq and is a predicted model, not a curated record. Bases 1 to 1791 code for a protein of 596 amino acids. Lineage: Eukaryota; Fungi; Ascomycota; Leotiomycetes; Helotiales; Sclerotiniaceae.
AUGGAUGAUUUGAUAGAGCACUCGCUGUUAUUGACGUUGAACGAAGCCUCACGAGAUGCUUUACCCGAUUUUGGAUCAGAGUCAGAAGGCGAGACAAGAUUCCAUGCCAGUCCGCAUCUUGGAGAAAGUGGGGAAGAGCAAGCAGAAGCCGAGGAUGAUUCUUUUCCGUCCUUGAAUGAAUUAAGAGAAAGCAUUGUGGGCACAUUGGAUGCUUCGAUCGCAAAUUUUGACGAUUUAUUUUCGCGCCGGGGGGUUGUCUCACAGCCACAACUUUUCAAACUUACAGAUGACUUACUGGGAAUAAUUUUGGGCAUUCUUGUAGAGCCACAGCUCGCCGAGCCUCCUUCUACCAUUUGCUAUCAAAAGUAUGCCAAACGGAGUCGAAGGAAUGAAGAGUUUAAAGAGAGCGUAAAAACGAUCCAGAGACUGCGAUUGGUAUGCCGAAGGAUUUGCAAUGUCAGCUCACCCUUUCUUAUUCCUAUUGUGCGUGUUGAAUUGAAUACACAAUCCCUUGCGCGCCUUGAUAUGAUCUCUCGUCAUUCUACUAUCGGCAAAGGCGUUAGAACUGUAAGAGUCAUUACUCGUUGCUUGGACCGCGUAUUGGCCAAUAGCUUUGAGAAUUUCCGUCGUCUUAAGUCUAGGUACUUACGUCAAUCUCUAGAGGAUUUGAUGAAUACUAAACUUUCGGUAGACGAGGAGGGAGAGUCCAGGAUGAGUUGGGAGUUAUAUCGGCGGUAUAUAUCUGCUGGAUCGUAUAAUAGUAUCUUAAUGGGUAUCUUGUAUUAUGGGUUUCAUGUAUCGGAUGGAUCAGAUGAUAGUAACGUUCACCAAAUCUUGCGUCAAAUCUUCUGGAGCAAAGCUUUUGAGCGGUAUAAACAUCUCCUUGCAGAACAAGAAAACCUAACAAAAGAGAACGUAUUUCUGGAGGGCGUUAGCACUGCGGUCGCUCGAAUGCCAAGGGCAACAACACUUCAAGUUUACGACAAGGACCGUGAUAAUCUUUAUGAACAUCGCCCUCAUCUAAGAUUUUUUUCAAAAUCAAAAUUAUUGAUUGGAUAUUGUGAAAAUGAGGAUAAACUCAUCGACGAUAUUAAUAAAUCCAAAUUAUUGGGCUGUGGGGAUUAUGACGAUUCAAAUUUCCGAAUCGAUAAAAGUUGGAGUUCACCAUCCGCUCAGAUACUUCUUAAGCUUCCAGCGGCUAUCCACAAGGCUGGCAGGUUACUCGAAAACAUCUGCAUUGAAAUAAAGGGUCCCAGAGAUUACAGAACUUUGGCCUCAUUUGAGGGCUUCCAAGCACUUUCAGCUGCGACACAGCGGCUAAAACAGUUCACGUUUUAUAACCAAUAUGGGUUCGAUGAUGAAAGCGAUGAAGAAGAUGAGUGGACGCCCAAGAAAUUAGAUGGUCUGAUUACAUAUCUCUCUGCGAUUGUGAACACAAAUGCUCUAGAAAAGAUUGACAUCAAUCUAUGCUACCUCGGUAUAGGGAUGGGGAACUUAGACAUGGAGAAACCUAAUCCAUCGGUGCCUUCUUUAGGAACAAUUCUCACCAGUCGUAUAUGGCCGAAUCUGAAAUCAGUAUAUUUAAAUGGAAUUACACCUUGUGUAUCUCAUAAGUGGCUCGUGGAGCGAGGGACUCGAAAUAUUCAAAAGAAAUUCGAUCCAAAAUUUGAUCCUUGGGGAGCCAAUUUCAAAGUCGGAGUGCCGAGCAUUAUUUUGCAGCGGAAAGCUUUUUUGGGACUGGGACAAGAAGCAAUUUUAUUGGGACUGUGGCGAUUCGCUGGUGGACAGUAA